Molecule: messenger RNA, 2190 nt
Organism: Caretta caretta (loggerhead turtle)
Lineage: Eukaryota; Metazoa; Chordata; Testudines; Cheloniidae
Source: RefSeq, a predicted model, not a curated record
UAACUACUGUUCACUGGUGCAAAUGUUAUAAUAAAAACUCACUGCCAGAUCCCUACAGAUCCGGUUGCUUUCAGGAGAGUAGUACUGGAAAAUAUAUUCUUCACUGGUUGGAGUUUCACCUCAUUCUGUAUACUGAGGACCUGAGUAUGCAGCAGGCUAUAGCCUGCAGGAUGGCUCCACAGAUGAUGAAAGUCAUCAGAGCUCUUGGGUCUAUUAAUCAUUUAAUCCUUGCCACAGCCAUCCAUUUCUUCAUGUACUUCAGUACCAGAUAUGAGCUAGUUACAGAGCUUGCAUUUACACACUACAUGUGUUCCUCCUAAGAUCCUUUAAUGCUCUGCCAGAUAUGGCUCAGAUUAGCUUAAAGUAUUUUACACACAGUGCCAUCUAGUGGCUGAACCGUAUAAUACAGUUUAACUUUCUAUUACAUCUCCCCAGUUGUUCUAUGUUCCUACCAUUUACAAUAUUUGCACUAGUGGUUCUCAACGAGGGGUAUCCAUACCCCUGGGGGUAUGAAGAGGUCUUCCAGGGGGUACAUCAACUCUUCUAAAUAAUUGCCUAGUUUUACAACAGACUACAUAAAAAUCACUAGCGAAAUCAGUACAAACUAAAAUUUCAUACAAUGACUUGUUUAUAUUGCUCUAUAUACUGUAGAGUGAAAUGUAAGCGAAAUAUUUACAUUCCACAAAAAGAAAAGGAGUACUUGUGGCACCUAAGCCCUGGUCUACACUAGGACUUUAGGUCGAAUUUAGCAGCGUUAAAUCGAUGUAAACCUGCACCCGUCCACACAAUGAAGCCCUUUAUUUCGACUUAAAGGGCUCUUAAAAUCGAUUUCCUUACUCCACCCCUGACAAGUGGAUUAGCGCUUAAAUCGACGUUGCCAGCUCGAAUUUGGGGUAUUGUGGACACAAUUCGAUGGUAUUGGCCUCCGGGAGCUAUCCCAGAGUGCUCCAUUAUGACCGCUCUGGACAGCACUCUCAACUCAGAUGCACUGGCCAGGUAGACAGGAAAAGAACCGCGAACUUUUGAAUCUCAUUUCCUGUUUGGCCAGCGUGGCAAGCUGCAGGUGACCAUGCAGAGCUCAUCAGCACAGGUGACCAUGAUGGAGUCCCAGAAUCGCAAAAGAGCUCCAGCAUGGACCGAACGGGAGGUACGGGAUCUGAUCGCUGUUUGGGGAGAGGAAUCCGUGCUAUCAGAACUCCGUUCCAGUUUUCGAAAUGCCAAAACCUUUCUGAAAAUCUCCCAGGGCAUGAAGGACAGAGGCCAUAACAGGGACCCGAAGCAGUGCCGCGUGAAACUGAAGGAGCUGAGGCAAGCCUACCAGAAAACCAGAGAGGCGAACAGCCGCUCUGGGUCAGAGCCCCAAACAUGCCGCUUCUAUGAUGAGCUGCAUGCCAUUUUAGGGGGUUCAGCCACCACUACCCCAGCCGUGUUGUUUGACUCCUUCAAUGGAGAUGGAGGCAAUACGGAAGCAGGUUUUGGGGACGAAGAAGAUGAUGAUGAUGAGGAGGUUGUAGAUAGCUCACAGCAAGCAAGGGGAGAAACCGGUUUUCCCGACAGCCAAAAACUGUUUCUCACCCUAGACCUGGAGCCAGUACCCCCCGAACCCACCCAAGGCUGCCUCCUGGACCCAGCAGGCAGAGAAGGGACCUCUGCUGCAUGUGUUUCAAUGAUCACAGGAUCUUCUCCUUCCCAGAGGCUAGUGAAGCUUAGAAAGAAAAAAAAACGCACUCGCAAUGAAAUGUUCUCCGAGCUCAUGCUGUCCUCCCACAGUGACAGAGCACAGACGAAUGCGUGGAGGCAAAUAAUGUCAGAGUGCAGGAAAGCACAAAAUGACCAGGAGGAGAGGUGGCGGGCUGAAGAGAGUAAGUGGUGGGCUGAAGAGAGGGCUGAAGCUCAAAUGUGGCGGCAGCAUGAUGAGAGGAGGCAGGAUUCAAUGCUGAGGCUGCUGCAGGACCAAACCAGUAUGCUCCAGUGUAUGGUUGAACUGCAGCAAAGGCAGCUGGAGCACAGACUGCCACUGCAGCCCCUCUGUAACCAACCGCCCUCCUCCCCAAGUUCCAUAGCCUCCACACCCAGACGCCCAAGAACGCGGUGGGGGGGCCUCCGGCCAACCAGCCACUCCACCACAGAGGAUUGCCCAAAAAAAAGAAGGCUGUCAUUCAAUAAAUUUUAAAGUUGUAAACUUUUAAA